This is a messenger RNA of Helianthus annuus (common sunflower), 607 nucleotides long. Its product is annotated as cell wall / vacuolar inhibitor of fructosidase 1. The transcript has a single exon. The record is from RefSeq and is a predicted model, not a curated record. Bases 18 to 545 code for a protein of 175 amino acids. Gene Ontology annotation, molecular function: enzyme inhibitor activity. NCBI's taxonomy places the organism in Eukaryota, Viridiplantae, Streptophyta, Magnoliopsida, Asterales, Asteraceae.
UUCUUCAGUUCUUAAAGAUGAAGAUCUCAUCUCCACUCACCAUUCUGUUUCUUCUUUUCCUUCUUCAACAAACCCUACUUUCAGCCAUGGCAGAUUUACAACUCAUAAAAAACACAUGCAAAGGCACACCUUCCUCCAGUUUAUGCCUCAAGAUUCUAUUAGCUGACCCCAAGAGCCAAAAUGCAGAUCUAACAGGGUUAGCACUCAUCGGAGUUGAUGCAAUCAACAACAAAGGUCUCGAAAUCUUAAAGCAGAUUGUUGCUCUUAAAGAGUCUAGGCCAGAGUUGGGACCGGUGUUGGAUCACUGUGCGGAGGUGUAUCUUGCGGUGGUUGAUGCGGAUGUGCUGUCGUCUAGGGAUGCGUUGAGAACUGGCAUGGCUAAGUUUGCUGAGCAAGGAAUGGCGGAUAGCGCGGUGGAGGCACAGGUGUGUGAGGGGAGUUUCGGUGAGCAUGGUCACACGUCUCCAAUGUUGGGCUCAAACAAUGCUAUGAUUGAUGUUGCCAACGUAGUUAGGGCCAUUGUUCAUAUUUUGUUAUAUGGUUAGUGACAUGAUUACAAUAAUAAUUGAAAUGAUGGUUAUCAUUUAAUGUUUAAUAAUAAUUGAAA